AUGGUUGACGGCGUAUCGGUUGCAGUCGGAUGCGCAGUGGGCAUUCCGUGUGGUCUAGCGGUGGUGGUGGCCGUCAUAUUCUGGCUACAGAUGCAGAGACGGUUCCGGAAGGAAAGAGAGGAGGACGGGGAAUCGAUAAACGGCGAUGGAGCCAUCAGCUUUAGAAACAUGGAAGCGCUUCGGGAAGAGCAAAUCGAUCAUUUAGAAAAAACAGAGGCCGUUCAGCAACAAGCAGCAGAGGGCUCGUCCUCGUCAGACCACACACAGGCUCACGAAAGUGGCUUCACGUUAGCCCCCGCAGCUGAGAAAAGUGGGAGAUGGGGCUUAAAGUCAGACUCUAGCAACUCGAAGGCAGCAAAGCCGACCAGGAGAAAUACGUAUAUGCCGGCAUAUCGUAAGAAGCUUAACUCGUCGAUCAGCUCGCUGAACAAGGGCUCCCUCACGCAUCAAGACGACUUCAGAGUUCCAAAUGAUGGUUCCAGUACGUCACUGGAUACGAAACCAAAUGCUGGGCUGACUAGCGAACCGACAGUUCUAGACCAAAUGAUACCGGUUCUGGCACACCCGGACGCGUCCCAAUCCGUCCAAGUUACGCCUUCAGAGUUCAGUCUAACGCAUGAAAGAACAAAUAGUAACGAUAACCUCAUCAAAAAUCUACAAAACCACGAUUUUGGAUCCUAUCCGAGAAGAAGAUCCUCUGUGAAUCUAAACAACAUGCCUUCAACCAACGUCUCGAGUGCAUCGGUUGUCACUAGGUCAUCUUCGACACGAUCUCCCUUCAAGAGCGCGGAAAAUGUGUUCGAGACACCGGUUAGCAAUAAGAUUACCGAUGCUGUGCCAGAUCAAACAGCAGAUUUCACCGGGCAUCCAUCCUUAGAUGGCGAAGAUAUCACAGGCGAGACCAGGCCAGACUACUACAUGUUGAGGAACAAUUACGAUGUGAAAAACUCGGAGGAAAUUGCUGAGGAGGAUCAAUAUGAAAACGAGUUCACCAAUUACUCUGAGAGCAAACGAGAGUUCAUAAACAGUCUGAGACCUCGAAAACACUAA
Molecule: messenger RNA, 1050 nt
Organism: Lachancea meyersii CBS 8951
Lineage: Eukaryota; Fungi; Ascomycota; Saccharomycetes; Saccharomycetales; Saccharomycetaceae
Source: the annotation of a GenBank genome assembly